Ochotona curzoniae (black-lipped pika) is the source of this 2706-nucleotide messenger RNA. RefSeq names its product membrane metalloendopeptidase like 1 (gene MMEL1). Gene Ontology annotation, molecular function: metalloendopeptidase activity. The transcript is spliced from 23 exons. Gene Ontology annotation, biological process: protein processing. NCBI's taxonomy places the organism in Eukaryota, Metazoa, Chordata, Mammalia, Lagomorpha, Ochotonidae. The record is from RefSeq and is a predicted model, not a curated record. Gene Ontology annotation, cellular component: plasma membrane. Bases 1 to 2706 code for a protein of 901 amino acids.
AUGUCCACCUGCAGGAUAGCCAGCCCCCUGGAAGCAGAGCGAGAGUCAUCCCGAGGCUGCGUGUUCAGGGACGAAGGGGACACGGCCGAGGCCCAGGGCCAGCACCGCAGAGCCUGGCUGAUGGGGAAGCCGCAGAGCCCCGUGGGGCCUGGACACAGGCGCUGGCGCUUCCUGGAGGGCGGGCUGCUGCUGCUGCUGCUGUUGCUGGCCGCUGCCCUCGCCGCCCUGGGCGUCCUCUACAACAGAGCGAUCAGAGGGUCCCGGGAGGCUGAGGUGUGCACCACCCCUGGCUGUGUGAUGGCGGCCGCCAGGAUCCUGCAGAACAUGGACCCCUCCAAGGAGCCCUGCGACGACUUCUACCAGUACGCCUGUGGGGGCUGGCUGCGGCGUCACGUGAUCCCGGAGACCAACUCUCGCUACAGUGUCUUUGACAUCCUCCGGGAUGAGCUGGAAGUCAUCCUCAAACGGGUGCUGGAGAACUCCAGUGAGGAGGACCGGCCGGCCGUGGCAAAGGCCAAGACGCUGUACCGUUCCUGCAUGAAUGAGAGUGUGAUAGAGAAACGGGACUCCCAGCCCCUGCUGGACAUCCUGGACAUCGUGGGAGGCUGGCCAGUGGCCAUGGACAACUGGAAUGAGACCGUGGGCCCGCGGUGGGAGCUGGAGCGGCAGCUGGCGGUGCUGAACACACAGUUCAACAAGCGUGUCCUCAUCGACUUCUUCAUCUGGAACGACGACCAGAAUUCCAGCCGCCAUAUCAUCUACAUAGAUCAGCCCAGCCUGGGCAUGCCGUCCCGUGAGUACUACUUUAACGAAGGUACCAACAGGAAGGUGCGGGACGCCUACCUGCAGUUCAUGACGUCGGUGGCCUUGAUGCUGCGAAAGGAUCUGAACCUCCCCACGAACGGCUUCCUCGUGCGCCACGAGAUGGCGCAGGUGCUGCAGUUCGAGACACAGCUGGCCAAUGCCACGGCGCCCCAGGAGGAAAGGCAUGACGUGACCGCCCUGUACCACAGGAUGGAUGUGGGAGAGCUGCAGAGCAAGUUUGGCCUGAAGGGGUUUAACUGGACGCUCUUCAUACAAACGGUGUUGUCCUCCGUGAGGCUCAAGCUCCUGCCAAACGAGGAGGUGGUGGUCUACGGCAUCCCCUACCUGCAGAACCUCGAGGACAUCAUCGACCUGUUCCCGCCCAGGACCAUGCAGAACUACCUGGUCUGGCGUCUCGUGCUGGAUCGUGUCAGCAGCCUGAGCCAGCGCUUCAAGGAUGCCCGUGUCAACUACCGCAAGGCGCUGUACGGUACCACGGUGGAGGAGGUGCGCUGGCGGGAGUGCGUCAGCUAUGUCAAUAGCAACAUGGAGAGCGCCGUGGGCUCGCUCUACGUCAGGGAGGCCUUCCCCAGGGACAGCAAGAAGAGGGUCAGGGAGCUCAUCGACAAGGUACGGGCCGUGUUCGUGGAGACCCUGGACGAGCUAAGUUGGAUGGACGACGAGUCCAAGAGGAAGGCCCAGGAGAAGGCCAUGAGCAUCCGCGAGCUGAUCGGCUACCCUGACUAUAUCCUGGAGGAAAAGAACAGGCACCUGGACGAGGAGUAUUCCAAUCUGAACUUCUCAGAAGACCUAUACUUCGAGAACGGCCUGCAGAACCUCAGGGCUGGGGCCCAGAGGAGCCUCAAGAAGCUGCGGGAAAAAGUGGACCAAAACCUCUGGAUCAUCGGGGCUGCAGUAGUAAACGCCUUCUACUCGCCAAACCGAAACCAGAUCGUGUUCCCAGCCGGGAUCCUGCAGCCCCCCUUCUUCAGUAAGGAGCAGCCACAGGCCUUGAACUUCGGGGGCAUCGGGAUGGUGAUCGGCCACGAGAUCACACAUGGCUUUGAUGACAACGGCCGGAACUUCGACAAGGACGGCAACAUGCUGGACUGGUGGAGUAACUUCUCGGCCCAGCACUUCCGGGAUCAGUCACAGUGCAUGAUCUACCAGUACGGCAACUACUCCUGGGACCUGGCAGACCAGCAGAACGUGAACGGCUUCAGCACGCUCGGGGAGAACAUCGCCGACAACGGUGGAGUGCGGCAGGCCUACAAGGCUUACCUCAAGUGGAUGGAAGAGGGCGGCCAGGACCAGCAGCUGCCCGGCCUGGAGCUCACCUAUGAGCAGCUUUUUUUCAUCAACUACGCCCAGGUGUGGUGCGGGUCCUACCGGCCCGAGUUCGCCAUCCAGUCCAUCAAAACAGACGUCCACAGCCCCCUGAAGUACAGGCAAGUGCCAGCCCUCGCCCGUCACCCCUGUCCCGGCCCUGCACGUGUCUCAGGCCACUCCGUCCCCCGCCCACAGGGUGCUGGGCUCGCUGCAGAACCUGGCGGCCUUCGCGGACGCGUUCCACUGCUCCCUGGGCACCCGUAUGCACCCCCAGGGCCGCUGCCGUGUGUGGUAGCCACGGCCAAGCGGCUGUGCAGCCCUCGCCCACCCGCCGCCGAGCAGCUGGCGGGACCCUGCACGCACCGCGCCCCACGGCAGAUGGUGCCUGCCUGGCCUGCGCCCCAGCAAGGAGUGCAGCCACCCGGGUCAGCAGCAGCGUCCAGCCGGCCCGAGGGCCGCCGAAGAGGGUCCGCGCCCCCCCGGCAGCCCCGCAGACAUGACCAACCACCUCCUGCCCACUCGCCGAAGCGCCUCGUCUUCCGGGGUCCCGUGCUUCACACUCGAGCUGAGUAA